CGUGAGGUGUGUGUGCUGCAGUUUAUGAACACCGUGUGUCGCUCGCCUCUCCCAUGUAUCGAUCGCUGGCAGCGGUGACGUCAUUCUCAUAAAGACCGGCGCCGGGGUUGUAACGGCACGCUCAAGAUGCGGGAUGGAUGGACGGUGGAGUCGUGCGUGACUGCUGAAUUGGUGAUGUCAUCUUAAACAAAUCACGUGAAAUCAAUUAUAUGAAUAAAUUAAAAACAAAAAUUGGAAGUGUCGACUUCGUAUAGAUAGAACAAAUAGGAGAGAGCUAGAGAGAGAGAAAGAAAGAGAGAACUUUAGUGUGUCACACCGAGCAGCAGAAAGCACAAAGCAAGCAGAGGCAGACGGAGGCAACUGGGCAGCGGGUCUCGAAUCGUUCAGCGCGAGCAGAUAUUACCGAAGCAGCAGCUACGGAUCCCGAGCGGUGUGAUGGCGGCACUGACAGGAGGGGAAAUGUGUGUGAAAUACCUCAUGUUCGCCUUCAAUUUCAUCUUCUGGUUGGCAGGCUCAGCUGUGUUUGCGGUUGGACUCUGGCUCCGCUUUGACUCCAAAACCAAAGGCUUGUUUGAAGGAGAGGGCUCGCCGUCUGUCUUCUUCACAGGUGUGUAUAUUCUGAUUGCUGCAGGAGCUCUGAUGAUGGUGGUUGGUUUCCUGGGUUGCUGUGGAGCCAUUCAAGAAUCACCCUGCAUGCUAGGACUGUUCUUCUUCUUCCUGCUGGUCAUCUUUGCCAUGGAGGUGGCUGCAGGAAUCUGGGGCUUCUCCAAUCAGAGCAAGGUGGUGGAUGAUAUCACUCAGUUUUACAGGCAGACCAUUCAAAACUACAAAGAGCACCGCCAGGAGGCCCUGAAGAAGACUCUCAUUCUCAUACAGCAUGGGCUGAACUGCUGUGGUCCGUCUGGUGGUUCGUUUGAGUUGGACACUGAGACCUGUCCCAAGAGGCAGGGCCUGGAUGAAUUCAUCACCAAGAGCUGCCCCGACGCCAUCGACGAAGUCUUCAACUCCAAACUCCACAUCAUCGGCGGAGUGGGCAUCGGCAUCGGGGUUGUCAUGGUCUUUGGGAUGCUCUUCAGCAUGAUGCUCUGUUGUGCCAUCAGAAAAACUCGUGAGAUUGUGUGAAGGGGGUCGUCACCGUAGAUACGACCUCAGCAUUUGUGUUGCAUGAUGUCUGUCCUGAAGCACUGAAUCAUGACCUCAUCUGUGGGGAAGCCAAUUGGAUCACGGCAACAGCCACACAGUGAGCCAAUCAGGUUUGUCGUAUCAGCGUUCCGCAGGUGGGCAGAGAUUGCACUUCUGUGCCAAUCAUUAGCUGUUUUAGGGUCAAACCCCGCCCACCUGAGCAAAGCUGGUUCACUAAUACCUGCACCUGAUUGGUUGGAACUCACAUCCUUCUCUGAAUGCUGCAAUUUGAUUGGAGUCCUGAGUCCAUAGUUUCUAUGUAAAUUAUAUUUCUCUGCACAUUGUGAGCGCCUUUGAGUUUGACUCUUUUAUAACUUUUUUUCCUUUUGUGUUUUAUAUCAAUCAUGAGGUAUUUUUAAAACAAACAUGUACGAAUUGUGUUAUACAUCGUGUUUUUCUUAUAUAAUUAUGAACUUUAUACAUAUUCUAUCUUAUCUAACUUGUUUUCUUGCGCACCUAAUUCUGUCAGAAGAAUAAAUCAUGUCUGACCACAA
Messenger RNA from Clupea harengus (Atlantic herring), 1676 nucleotides. RefSeq names its product CD9 molecule a (gene cd9a). Gene Ontology annotation, cellular component: plasma membrane. The record is from RefSeq and is a predicted model, not a curated record. NCBI's taxonomy places the organism in Eukaryota, Metazoa, Chordata, Actinopteri, Clupeiformes, Clupeidae.